AUGUCUAUCCUACCCAUCGAGGUCUGGGAGAAUAUAAUUGACUACUUGUGGAAUGAUACCGAUGCCCUAGAGAAUUCACGAUGGAAACUUGUGAGCACCCAUAAUGAAUGGAAGGGGCCUAAAAAUGUCUACGUUGUAGGCAAUGCAGACUGCUAUGAGCCUACAGCAGCAUCGAAGCCCAUUCCUCAUCUGGCCACUCUCCUUUCCAUGUUUGCGGGAUGCUGGACGCACACUGCGAUGCUCUCUAUUCAGUUCGCAUUAUGGCGGACAGAGGAGCUGCCACCCAGGACCUUUCUUCAUCUAUCGGCAUUUACAUCAAUCCAUACCCUGAAGUUGACAAAUGUUACGUUCGCGGCGGUCAAGAUGUUUGGCCAGCUCACCUGCUCACUGCCCAGGCUCCGAAGGCUGGAUUGUCAUGGAGUGAAGGUUUUGGACACACGCCAUAAUAGUCAACUGCUCUCGAGACAUGCUGCUUCCGUCAAGCUUCAGGAGCUCCAACUGGACGGCCCAUCCGAUCGUGCCGUAAUCAAACUCCUCUUGGAUUCUGGGAUGAUUGCAUUUGCUCAUAAUAUCACGCUCCAAUCUCUGAGGCCCAGCGAUACGGUCAAAUGUCAGCUACAGCGCUUGCUCUGUGACGUUUCCACGUCUUUGCGUGUGCUCACGAUCAAGUUGGUUGCAAACGAAGGGAGCGAGGAACACCGUGCGGACAGCAUCAUAGGCACGAUUUCCCACCAUAUUUUGGAGAAUCAUCUCCAUUGGGACUAUACGCCCCCCUCUGUGAUGAGGACACUCGACUUGCUUGGAUGCCUCAGGUUCUCACGCACAUCACUUCGCGGCGGUUGCAUGAUGUUCUCCUCGACUUCGACCUACGGUGCUAUCCUCAUCCCACAAUCUCUACAGUUCUCUCCGCCAGCCUCACUCCGACCCUGUUCUGCAUCCAAUUAUGGCCACCGCCAGGGUGCCAAUGUGCGGGAGGAUCAGAGGGCCCAUGGAACGAGAUCAUGCAAUUGCGUUUCCCUAAGUUGCGCGAUCAAGGCAUUCUGUGGUGGUGACACGAGCAUCGUUCGAGCCAGUGCGGACAAUUUAUUCAUUCGCGGGCACGGUCACGUCCGGAGCUGCGCAUACACAUUUCUCGAACGGGUAAAGGGCUUGGAGGAUCCAGAAUUGCGCCAACCAGCGGUGGGGGUCACCUUGUCCCUGAGACAGUUAGAUGCUCACUUUCCAGACUGA
Messenger RNA from Postia placenta MAD-698-R-SB12, 1230 nucleotides. RefSeq lists its product as hypothetical. The record is from RefSeq and is a predicted model, not a curated record. Lineage: Eukaryota; Fungi; Basidiomycota; Agaricomycetes; Polyporales; Adustoporiaceae. The transcript has 7 exons. Bases 1 to 1230 code for a protein of 409 amino acids.